This is a messenger RNA of Aspergillus melleus, 390 nucleotides long. RefSeq lists its product as uncharacterized. Bases 1 to 390 code for a protein of 129 amino acids. The transcript is spliced from 2 exons. Lineage: Eukaryota; Fungi; Ascomycota; Eurotiomycetes; Eurotiales; Aspergillaceae. The record is from RefSeq and is a predicted model, not a curated record.
AUGCCUAUCAAUCCUCGCCUCCCGGCUAUAACGUCACUGCUCCGAAACGCUCCCAUCCCACGCGCCUCGCCUCCCUACGUCCUUUCGCUACGAUCCGUCGGACAGAAGCGCUUCGAAGGCAUAUUGGCGCCGGAGUGGAAGGGAACGGGUGCGGAGGACCAUGCGUCCCAGAGAACCAAGAAAGGAGAUAACACCGAUCCAACUACGGAUUCGUCGGGCGCUGGGAUGCAAGAGCGGGAGGAAUCCGAGGGGGUUCGGAAUGAUGCGAAAUCACAGGCCACGACGGAGAGGGGAGGAUUGCAGCAUGGAAAGCAGGCUAAGAAAGAGCAUCCGAAGGCACCGGAGCCGAUUAUCGGGAUGAAUGAUGAGAGGGCACAGAAGGGUCAGUGA